Exaiptasia diaphana is the source of this 2040-nucleotide messenger RNA. RefSeq lists its product as uncharacterized. The record is from RefSeq and is a predicted model, not a curated record. Lineage: Eukaryota; Metazoa; Cnidaria; Anthozoa; Actiniaria; Aiptasiidae.
ACUUUUUUUCACGUUAAUUACAUCAGAUUCUCUAGUCGAUUUUAUUUUCAAAACAUUGCAAGCCAAACAGCAGUCAAUCACACAAGGGGGAUCAUGUCCACGAAAGCCCGUCAUUCACUAAUCGCCCUUGUAGUCUUCAUGAUGGUUGAGAUCUCCGUUCAACGGCAGAGAUGCAUUUUUGGCAACUACUGUUCUGGUUCGUAUGGAGACAUGAAGGCCGUCUGUAAAGGCGGUUACUGCUACUGUACUGGGCAGAACUAUGGCUAUGAAUCCUGUUUGCCUGAUGCAUAUGGGUGUCGGAUCAUCAUGAAUUCCAAUAAUGCCCUUGGCAAACCACUUUACAACAGGCAACCUCGGACCACCUACAGUUGUACUCCUGGAAAAAGCUCCCCCCGGUACGAAGUACACGUGCUGUCGGUAUACGAGGUCAUCAACAGACGUCCCCCACGAGCAGGCGAUGCUACUGUGAAUAUCGUAAGCCAAGGAAAUCCAAAGAGAUCAAUUAUACUCGUACUAGCAAGCUACGAACCUGUCAASUGGAUUCUCAAUCUACCGACAGGGUUAACUAUCAGUAAAGUGAUUCUGGUUGCUUUUUAUGCGGUUGAGAGUUCUGUUACAGGAGACAUCAUCGGCCAAGUGCAGUCCAUUGAAAAAAGACAGACGCGAUGGGAUUCAGGAUUUGGCAGUGAUUCCGGGGGAGGCAAUACACCAAAGCUUCUCAACUAAAGGUACUGCAGCAACAAGUACUCAACAUCCAUCAACAGCGUCACCAGUUUAUGUUACUAAUAAUUCAUACGACUUAUCGACUGUUCCAAUUUCUACACUAAAGAUGCAUUCCGGAGAAAACGAUCAGAACAGAGGCUCAGAUGACACGGUGCAAGGCACGACUGUUGUUCUUGGUCUUUUGGGAGGUUUGUUGGUAGUCAUUUGUGUAGGUUUCAUAGCGAAGUGCACUUACGCAAAGAUUUUAAAAUCAAGAAACGAUGGACCUGUUAAUGUAAAUGCGAUUUGUACCAAUGAUGGGACAGCGGUUUCUCAACCUGAUSAUCGUCCAAACGGAUAUGCGGUUAGGACCAACAAUGUUCYAGAGGCAUCUCGCSCUGCACUUGUGAACAACCUUKGGCCAUGGACGUCUCGCCCUGAAGCUCCCUAUCCUUCAUAUGCGACUGUYACCAACAAUGUGACAGUGUCUUCUUGUCCUGAUGAUCCGCCUCCUUUGUAUGCCCUUGUAAGCAAACAUGGGKCAGGGGAUUCUCUCCCUGAUUAYCCSCCACCUUCAUAUGAGGAUGCGACAAAMCAAYGUGUAGCGGCAUCGURCCCUAAUGACCCUCCUCCUGCAUGCGUCGUGAGGACCGAUGACGGGACAAYAGGUUUGCGCCGUGAUGAUCYUCCUCUUGGAUGUGCAGCCACGACCAUYAUUGCCUAAUCAGCUUCGCGUCCUGGUUUUCYUCCUGUAUGUGUGAUAUAUGUUCUUAAUGGACCAGCGGCUUUAAAGUACAGCAAAAAAAGAGUAAAUCAUUUUAACAUGACUCAGUUCGCUGCACCUGACGGACUAAGCUUUAYAUGCAAAAAUUAUAAAUAAYAAGACUUUUAAGCAUAUUYCAGACMAGACACUGAGACCACAGACACGAGAAUUGUGUGUGUACGUAAUGCUAUGCUGUAAUUGGGUGACAAUGCAUCUUGUUUAAUAUAAGCAUGAAUUUGUUGGAAGUUGAAUUUUUUUUAAGAAAAACAACACAAAGAAAUAUUUUGCUCAGAAAUAUUUAUAAAGUUACAUGCGUAAAGCAGUAUUCUCUACAUUUGAGGAUUGUCGUAGUUUGUAUGCACUUAUGACAAAUAAUUAUUAUCACUUGUUUUUCAGUUUGGGCUUAGUUAUUGUUUUUUUUUUAAGUUACGUGUUGUAAUAUUGCUUUGUUAAAGUUGGGCUCCCUGUGCGCUUACCUAAGUACUUUUGACCAGCGGUUAUAGGAUAUCGAAAUGUGACCGCCAUCUUGGAUUGUAGGCAGUGUUUUAAGUAAAAUAAAGCCUAAAAACGGUCAA